Messenger RNA from Schistocerca serialis cubense, 1294 nucleotides. RefSeq lists its product as uncharacterized. The transcript has 5 exons. The coding region runs from base 173 to 1213 and encodes 346 amino acids. The record is from RefSeq and is a predicted model, not a curated record. Lineage: Eukaryota; Metazoa; Arthropoda; Insecta; Orthoptera; Acrididae.
UCAUAAUCUCUGGUAAAGUUGGCGUUUCAUUUCCCUCGAUGUGCUUCGUUCUGUUAAAGACUCAAUCACUGUUAACUGUGUAAUUUCAUUUACAGAAAAAAGCGUAGAAUUUUAAAACUGAAUUUUAUAUUACGCACUGUAUUUGGUGUUUGCAUGGAUAGUUUUAUUUGUCAUGAGUAAAGGCGGUGAACAAAAUGGUGUGCAGUAUGUGGUAUCCUUGCCGGCGCAGGAACAGCAUCUGAAUUUGAAAAAAGUCAGUUUGAAGCAUAUUCCUACAUUGGCAGUGACACAGAUAGUUAAAUGCACAAAUCUGGUAACAUUGACACAUGGCUCAAAUUCGUCCAGUGCAAACAUUAAAAGAAGUAUUGACAAUAAUGAAAAGUUAACAGUAGUAUCAGAAAUUGAUCAUCAAGGUGAAGUUAGUGGAGAUUUGCGUGAAAAUGAAGUGCUUAAUAUAGAACAAGUGCCAAAGAGAUUGAAGACUGAUGUAUCAAUGCAAAGUUUAAGAAAAAAUGUGAGAGAUGAAACAGAUGUAAGGUCUGACGUAAUAACUAAUGAUAAAAUAUCAGAUGGUAUUGGAACUGAUGAUGAAUGGGAUGAAGAUACUUUGGAAGAGUUUGAUGAUGUAAGUGAUACUUACAUUAACAGACCAUCACAAUUUAAAACAGGAAGAAAAAGAAGCACAUCAAAGGAUGAAGCGCACUACUAUACCAGUAGUAAUUCAUUUAAGUCCAGAAGAAUACGUGACAGUGUAGAUAAAAAGAAAGGCAAACCAAAGUUAUUCCGAGCUGAGUGGUUGACUAUUGAUAUAUUUAGAGAUUGGUUAGCUAGAGAUCCAACUAACCCAAGCAAGGCAAGGUGCUUAGCAUGUAAUACAACAAUGAAUGCAGGUAAAAGUGAACUUGAGAAACAUGCUACUGGGGCAAGGCAUUGUCAAAAUGUUCAAGUUAUGCAGAAUCAGCAGAUGCUUCUGUAUCAAGAAGGCGAUGAAGUGUCAGAUAUGAUGACCAAUGUUGAGGUGUCGCUUAGUGAAGAAGAACCUGUUGGAGGGGAUGACAUCCAGAGUCAUUAUCAAGAACAACAAUUGGAAGCAUUGAAUAAGAUAGCUGCUUCAGUGGAUAACCUUGCUUCAAAUGUUACAAUCUUUUUUGAAAAAAUGUGUUCCAAUCAAGAGACUCUAAUCCAAGUUCUUCAACAACUAGUUUCAAAAUGAGUAAUUUUUUAAGUGACCUUUGUUUCUGUAUUAUGUACUAUGCAGCAGAAAAAUAAAAUGUUUUGUAAAUUUUUGACAACA